This is a messenger RNA of Pterocles gutturalis (yellow-throated sandgrouse), 1817 nucleotides long. It is a transcript of the gene RPN1, whose product is annotated as ribophorin I. Gene Ontology annotation, cellular component: oligosaccharyltransferase complex; membrane. The annotation marks the transcript as partial. NCBI's taxonomy places the organism in Eukaryota, Metazoa, Chordata, Aves, Pterocliformes, Pteroclidae. The transcript is spliced from 9 exons. The record is from RefSeq and is a predicted model, not a curated record.
GUGAAGGGUGAGGAAGAGGAGGAGAACACCUUGGAAGUGAGAGAGACUAAAGUUAAGGGCAAAAGUGGAAAAUUCUUCUCUGUGAAGCUGCCGUCUCCUCUGGCACCAGGAGCCAAGAGCCGUGUGUCUCUUGAAAUGGUUUUCACGCACGUCCUGCAGCCUUACCCCACCCACAUCACCCAAAGCGAGAAGCAGUUUGUGGUGUUUGAAGGAAAUCACUAUUUCUACUCACCCUACUUCACCAAGACCCAGACGACCCGGGUCAAACUGGCCUCGAGGAACGUGGAGAGUUACACCAAGCUGGGCAACCCUUCCCGCACAGAAGAUGUGAUUGAGUACGGCCCCUUCAAAGACAUCCCUCCGUACAGCCAGGACACUCUGAAGGUGCACUAUGAAAACAACAGCCCCUUCCUCACCAUCACCAGUAUGACCCGAGUCAUCGAGGUGUCUCACUGGGGGAAUAUUGCUGUUGAGGAGACGGUUGAUUUAAAGCAUACAGGAGCAGUGCUGAAAGGGCCUUUCUCCAGAUACGACUACCAGAGACAGCCAGACAGCGGGAUCUCUUCUGUCAAGUCUUUCAAGACCAUUCUCCCAGCUGCCGCUCAGGACGUCUAUUACCGAGAUGAAAUUGGAAACAUCUCCACCAGCCACCUCCUUGUCCUGGAUGAUUCUGUGGAGAUGGAGAUCCGUCCCCGCUUCCCGCUUUUUGGGGGAUGGAAAACCCAUUACAUCAUCGGCUAUAACCUGCCAAGCUACGAAUACCUCUACAAUCUUGGUGAUCAGUAUGCCCUGAAAAUGAGGUUUGUCGACCACGUGUUUGAUGAGCAAGUUACGGACUCUCUGACUGUCAAGAUCGUCCUGCCAGAAGGUGCCAAGAGUAUCCAUGUGGACAGCCCCUAUGAAAUCAAUCGUGCUUCAGAUGAGCUUCACUACACUUAUCUGGACACUUUUGGACGUCCAGUUAUUGUGGCACACAAGAGCAACCUGGUGGAGCAGCACAUCCAAGACAUCGUGGUUCAUUACACCUUCAACAAAAUCUUGAUGCUGCAGGAGCCUCUGUUGGUGGUUGGAGCCUUUUACAUCUUGUUCUUCACUGUGAUCGUCUAUGUGAGGCUGGAUUUCUCCAUCACUAAGGAUCCAGCUGCUGAAGCCAGGAUGAAGGUUGCCUGCAUCACAGAGCAAGUGCUCACUCUGGUGAACAAGAGACUCGGGCUGUACCGGCACUUUGAUGAAGCCGUGAAUAAAUACAAGCAGUCACGGGACAUCUCCACCCUGAACAGUGGCAAAAAGUCUUUGGAGACGGAGCACAAGGCCCUGACAAAUGAAAUAGCCUCUCUGCAGUCCAAACUGAAGACAGAAGGCUCUGACUUAUGUGAUAAAGUAAGUGAAAUUCAGAAGCUCGAUGGCCAAGUCAGAGAGCUCGUUCUGAAGUCCUCAGUUGAAGCUGAGCGGCUGGUGGCUGGCAAGCUCAAGAAGGACACGUACAUCGAGAAUGAGAAGAUGCAUUCCAACAAGCGCCAGGACCUGGUCACCAAAAUUGACAACAUCCUUGAUGCACUGUGACCAGGUGGAGGGGGGAGGUAUGAAGGGAAAUGAGAAGAAGAUACACUGGGAGUGGAUACACUUUGAGCCAAAACUCCUUCCCAGCAAAAUUAGGGGCAAAGUUUGUGAAAUGUCUGAAAGUAUAUUUGUUUUUAUAUUUUUCUAUAGAGCCUGUCUGCUCAGCAACAUGUGCUGUGCAAGGGACCACGAUAUCUUGCUCUUUGGCUGGGUAACAGGGUUUCUUUAACAGAGGUGAGACUCAGUCAGGUUAUAGA